CGGUGGGACACGGAAUCUGGCCACGAUUGCACCUACAACUAAAUUAUUAAAUUUUUUUUUUUAAUUAAAAAAAAAAUAAUGUUUAUAGGUAACUUGGAACUACAAUAAGUCACACAUGCAAAACUUAUAAUGUGCCGCAUAGAGUCAGUAUAUAGUGUGUGUGAAAAGGAUUACACAAAAAUUAUAUACAAAAUUAUUUAAAGCAUUUAUUCACAAAUUCGCAUUGAAGCGCACAAAGAAGGUGACUCACGCUUCAGUAAUUUGGGCUUUAAACUGCAUUGGUCUUAUGUUUCAUGUGAUGCAUUGUACGCUGGGUAAUGACAUAAACGGCGUUGUCUCUUACAAUCUAGAUUGUGUGGCUAUUCAGUUGGAUUUGAGUUGUAUAAUCGUUAAGUUGUGUUGUAUGUUGACCGCUGGUUACUAUAGCAGCAAAAUUUAUAUUUAUAUAUACAUACAAACGUCUGUUUGUUGAUUCGUCUAUACGCAAACCGCGGUGGCAGCUUACUACUUACGCAUAGUUGCGUAAACAAUUUUUAAAGGCACACAUACAUACAUACUUCAUGCAUAUGAAACGAUAUUUUACCAAAUUAUUUUAGUGGAUUUUUGUAAUACGAACCGAUGGCACAACUACAUAUGCUUUGAACGUAAAUUAAAAUAAAUAAUAAGUAGUAGUUCUACAGAAUUCAACACAUCAGCAAAUAUACACUCUUCAAGGAAAUGGCGCAGAUUGCAACAAGUAUGGCCAAUGCCUUUAGUAAUGAAUCUGAGAUGAAGGCCAUGGAUGCUAAUCGAUAUGCGACUAAAAAAACAAUCGCACAAGGUAUGCUGGACAUCGCGCUUCUCACCGCCAAUGCAUCCCAAUUGAAAUACAUACUUCAAGUUGGAGAGCAACAUCAGUUUUAUAAACUAAUGUUGGUGAUGAUAAGCCUUUCGAUAAUCUUACAGCUCUUGGUUGGAAUACUUUUUGUUGUUAUUGGUAGUCUAAAUAUCAACCGCCAAAAGGAUCAAGCAGCCGCUGUGAUCAUAAACGACAUAAUUCUGGUUGUCAUAUUUGUAAUUUCUGUAAUAAAUAUUAUAAUAUCGGGAUUCGGCAUCGAAUACUCUUCUCAACCACUGAUACGCUUAGAAGAGCAGGCUAAUAAAUUGCCAUAAAAUGUACCGAUAUAUGUAUGCAUUAGAAUGCACUAGAGACCUGCACAAAUAAUUGCUGGAACUUUAUUGGUUAUAUUAUCACUUAUUGGGAUACAUAAAAGUAAAUAUCAACGCUCUGUCGCAGAGACGCUAAACCAUGUUGUGAAUGGAAUAAUUUUUGUAUCGGUUUUUUGUGAUAUUAUAAAAAUGAAUUUCGGCCUUGAUCCCGCCAUUCCCACGAUCGUAAAAGCUGACAAAUGAAAGCUGUAGUUCGUUAUAUAUUGAGCAAU
Messenger RNA from Zeugodacus cucurbitae (melon fly), 1421 nucleotides. RefSeq names its product ninjurin-A. Lineage: Eukaryota; Metazoa; Arthropoda; Insecta; Diptera; Tephritidae. Gene Ontology annotation, cellular component: membrane. The coding region runs from base 718 to 1152 and encodes 144 amino acids. Gene Ontology annotation, biological process: cell adhesion; tissue regeneration. The transcript is spliced from 5 exons. The record is from RefSeq and is a predicted model, not a curated record.